Molecule: messenger RNA, 480 nt
Organism: Verticillium dahliae VdLs.17
Lineage: Eukaryota; Fungi; Ascomycota; Sordariomycetes; Glomerellales; Plectosphaerellaceae
Exons: 2
Coding region: 1-480 (159 amino acids)
Source: RefSeq, a predicted model, not a curated record
AUGGAUGGCUUGCCAGGGACGGAAGCUGGGUGGAAGCUCGUUGCUGGGGGCGGACGGGCUGAGAACGUGGAAUUGCGACGACAGGGAUUCGUCGUCGUCAGAUUGCUCAGAUUGCGAGGCAGCCCAGAGGGGUCAGACGGAAAGGCAAGGGUGGGGACCAUCAGGCGUCUCUUGCUCGACGCUGCUGCUACGGCUGCUGCUGAUGGUGCCGUCAGCCCGCGCCCAGAAGCCAGCGGCGCUCCUCAAUCCAAGCUUCUGACCCGUGAUGCUUGCUGGCAGCCAAGAGACAUCGUCAGAGAGGACCAGGUGUUCGCCCUUGGCGCAUCGUUGGCGAGGGGUAGACUGCCAGGGUGGCGAAGGAUGGACGGCCAGGCCAGAUCGCUAGCUUUCAUUCGCUUGGCGACGAUGAUGUCGUCUUCAGCUACGGGGCGGCCCAUGAUGAAGGAAGAAGAUCUGGCUGAUGCUAUUCACUACGAAUGA